This is a messenger RNA of Impatiens glandulifera, 1527 nucleotides long. RefSeq names its product magnesium-chelatase subunit ChlI, chloroplastic-like. Gene Ontology annotation, molecular function: magnesium chelatase activity; ATP hydrolysis activity; ATP binding. The transcript is spliced from 3 exons. NCBI's taxonomy places the organism in Eukaryota, Viridiplantae, Streptophyta, Magnoliopsida, Ericales, Balsaminaceae. The coding region runs from base 126 to 1370 and encodes 414 amino acids. Gene Ontology annotation, cellular component: chloroplast stroma. Gene Ontology annotation, biological process: chlorophyll biosynthetic process. The record is from RefSeq and is a predicted model, not a curated record.
CCUUAUCUAUACGCAUUUACGCACCAUUUGAGGCUGAUUGGUCAUGUCAAGUUGGGAAGGAACCUCAGAGCUCGUAGCAGGACUGUAAGAGGAAUAGCGGCCAGCCAAAACCAACUUCCGGUCGAAUGGCCAGUGUUCUGGGUACCUCGUCCGCAUCACUCUUCGCCUGCCGACACCCUUCAUCUUCCAACCCCGCUUCUCGUCUUACAGGUUUUGGAAAUGGGAGAAAGUUCUAUGGAGGGAUUGCAAUUCCCGUGAAGAAAGGAAAGUCUUCCUUCCGCGUUUCAAUUAGCAAUGUCGCCACUGUUCAAGAGCAGGAAAAAAAAGUUGUAUCAACCGAAAAUCAAAGACCUGUAUAUCCAUUUGCAGCCAUUGUAGGUCAAGAUGAGAUGAAAUUAUGCCUGUUGCUAAAUGUAAUUGAUCCCAAAAUCGGUGGAGUGAUGAUUAUGGGUGAUAGGGGAACUGGAAAGUCAACCACAGUUAGGUCUUUGGUCGACUUGCUCCCGGAGAUUCAAGUUGUAGCGGGAGAUGCAUACAAUUCUGACCCAGAAGAUCCAGAAUCAAUGGGAGUAGAAGUCCGAGAGAAAGUCAUGAAAGGAGACAAACUCCAGGUUGUCUUUACUAAAAUCAAUAUGGUUGAUUUGCCAUUGGGUGCCACAGAAGAUAGAGUCUGCGGAACAAUUGACAUAGAGAAGGCCCUGACAGAAGGCGUCAAGGCAUUCGAGCCUGGACUCCUUGCUAAGGCCAAUAGAGGGAUUCUUUAUGUGGAUGAAGUUAACCUUUUGGAUGACCACUUAGUUGAUGUGCUCUUGGAUUCUGCUGCCUCGGGUUGGAAUACUGUCGAGAGGGAGGGGAUAUCUAUUUCGCAUCCUGCUAGGUUCAUACUGAUAGGCUCGGGAAACCCAGAAGAAGGAGAGCUCAGGCCUCAGCUUCUAGACAGGUUUGGAAUGCAUGCCCAAGUUGGUACUGUUAGAGAUGCGGAGUUGAGAGUGAAGAUCGUGGAGGAGAGAGCAAGAUUUGAUAAAAACCCUAAAGAGUUCAGAGAAACUUACAAGGAGGAGCAGGGGAAACUACAGAAUCAAAUUGAUUCGGCUAGAAGCUUUUUACCGACAGUUGGGAUCGAUCAUGAUCUGCGUGUUAAGAUCUCUAGGGUGUGUGCGGAACUGAAUGUGGAUGGGCUGAGGGGCGACAUAGUGACAAACAGAGCCGCUAAAGCUCUGGCUGCAUUGAAAGGAAGAGAUAAGGUAACGGCUGAGGAUAUCGCAACUGUCAUUCCUAACUGCUUGAGACACCGACUUAGAAAGGAUCCUUUGGAAUCGAUUGAUUCAGGCGUGCUUGUCAUUGAGAAAUUCUACGAGGUAUUUGCCUGAUGAGGUGAGUCUUUUUUUGUUGUUGUUGUUGUUGGAAUCCUUGUAUUUUAAUUUGAACUAUUUAUAUUUGUUACCCGGCAUUUGGGUAGGUCAAAAUGUGUGGGCUAGUGUACUAAAUUCUUAUAUAAAUAAAACUGUUUUAGUCAUUUUUGCUUUA